AGGGCGAGUGUGGGGAGAGGGUGGACGGUCGCCCUCUCCGGCCGCAGAAGACUGAACAGACAUCCCAGGCGUACUCGCCGCCAUGGGCUCCCUGGCGGCCGCCCUCUGGGCAAUGCUCCAUCCCCAGACGCUCCUACUGGGUGCUGUCGCCUUUCUGCUCUUUGCUGACUUCCUCAAAAGAAGGCGCCCAAAGAACUACCCCCCGGGGCCUUGGCGCCUGCCCUUCGCUGGCAGCUUCUUCCACCUGGGCUUUGAGCAGACACACCUGACACUUCAGCGGUUUGUGAAGAAAUAUGGGAACCUUCUUAGCCUGGAGUUUGGGGACAUACCUACAGUUGUUAUUACUGGACUGCCCUUGAUCAAAGAAGCCCUCAUCCACAUGGACCAACACUUUGUGAACCGCCCUAUUUCCCCUAUCCGAGAACGUAUCAUUAAGGGAAAUGGAUUGAUCAUGUCCAAUGGCCAGGUGUGGAAGGAGCAAAGAAGGUUCGCCCUGACAGCACUAAGGAACUUUGGUCUGGGAAAGAAGAGCUUAGAGGAACGCAUUCAGGAGGAGGCCCGCCACCUCAUUGAGGCAAUCAAGGAGGAGAAUGGACAGCCUUUUGACCCUCACUUCAAAAUCAACAAUGCAGUUUCCAAUAUCAUUUGCUCCAUCACCUUUGGGAAGAGAUUUGAGUACCAGGAUGGUCAGUUUCAGGAGCUACUGAGGUUACUGGAUGAGGCCACUUAUAUAGAGGCUUCAAUGGCAUGUCAGCUCUACAGUAUCUUUCCACGGAUAAUGAAAUUCAUUCCUGGAUCCCACCAAACUGUCUUCAGAAAUUGGGAAAAACUGAAAUUGUUUGUUUCUCGUAUAAUUGAAAAACACAAGAGACAUUGGAAUCCUGAUGAAACAAGGGACUUUAUUGACGCUUAUCUUAAGGAAAUGGCCAAGAAUGCAGGCAAGGCUACUUCAAGUUUCCAUGAAGAGAACCUCAUCUGGAGCACUCUGGACCUCUUCUUUGCCGGAACCGAGACAACUUCUACAACCCUGCGCUGGGGUCUGCUUUACCUGGCCCUCUACCCAGAAAUCCAAGAAAAAGUACACGCUGAGAUUGACAGAGUGAUUGGCCAGGGGCAGCAGCCCAGCCUGGCCGCCCGGGAGUCCAUGCCCUACACCAAUGCCGUCAUCCAUGAGGUGCAGAGGAUGGGCAACAUCAUCCCCCUGAACGUGCCCCGGGAAGUGACAGUCGAUACCACCUUGGCUGGCUACCACCUCCCCAAGGGGACUAUGAUCCUGACCAAUUUGACUGCACUGCACAGGGACCCCACAGAAUGGGCCACCCCGGACACGUUCAAUCCCGAGCAUUUUCUGGAAAAUGGACAGUUUAAGAAAAGGGAAGCCUUUCUGCCUUUCUCAAUAGGAAAGCGGGCAUGCCUUGGAGAACAGUUGGCCAGGUCUGAGCUGUUUAUUUUCUUCACUUACCUUAUGCAAAAACUUACCUUCAAGCCCCCAAACAAUGAGAAGCUGAGCCUGAAGUUCAGAAUGGGCAUCACCAUCUCCCCAGUCAAACACCGCCUCUGCGCUGUUCCUCGAGCAUGAUGUUGAGGGAAAGGGAAGGAAGCAAGAAGAAAUGUCAUGUGUUCUGAAGACACUGGUGACUGCCCAGAUGUGAGGGGACAAAAUUAAACUGACCCUGAGGAAAGAUCAGAGGAAUAGGACUCAGAGGAAACUAUAUCCAAAUCUGAGCUCCGCUGUCUCCUCCAAAUUAGCCUUGGGAAAAUCAUUUAUGUGCCAAACAAUUUAGCUUUUCAUCUGGGUGAUGAAAAGAGGACAAUGAUUCCUUCCUUAAAGAAAGUUCUUGUUAAGAAUCAAAGGAAAUAGUGGCCUUUAAGUGAUUUGUAAGCCAUAAAGAACAUCAUAAGAGUUAUAGCUGUAAUGUGCCUUCAUCCUGCACCCUUUGUUAGAUGUGUAUUUGCUUCUGGCCUGUUGAGAGAGCUUAGGUCAAAGUGGUGCAAAAUAGUCUUUAAAAGUCGGCCCUGGGACAGCCACAGAGGUGAGCCCCAAAGCCUGUCUCAUUUGCUCCUACUGUGCUUGCUUUAUUUUCUUCAUGCCUCAGACUGGUUCUCUGAGAAGUUAGCAGGGCAGGUAUUAUUCCCUAUUGACAGAGAAAUCAAGUGUUGUUAAAACAGUUUCUAUGGAUGACAUAAGAAACAGUACCUUGGCGUAGAGUGUGUCCCUAAUUAACCAACAUAGGAAGUAGGUUUGGGGGACAAAUAUGGAAAUAUUUUCUGUCCUUAAGAGUAUCUCUUUGCCUUAAAUCUUCCAUCAGGUAUCGAUUCUCAGGCUUUUUCACAUUGAACUAUGUAGUAGGUGGGAUGUUUUCUUGCAACUAGAUUGUGAGAUUUUGAUGGACCCUGGGAGAAUAUUUUAUAGCAGGGGAUCAGAAAUGUCACAUACCUGCUCAACCAGGUUUGGCUGCUGAGAGGAGACAAUGCUUAUAAAAGAGAAGGCCAGGUAACACUGAUACUCCAUGGAGCAUUGACCACAAUGCCAAUGCAGAAACACAAACAAAACCCCUGGAAAACUAGGCUAACCCUUGUAAAAAAAUCUCUGUUUUCCCUAAUGUGGUGUCUUAGUUUGUUUUCCUUUGCUACAACAGAACACCUGAGACUGGAUAAUUUAUACAGAAAAGUUCAUUUGCUUAUGGUUCUGGAGGCUGGAAAGUCCAAGGGCAUGGUGGCAGCUUCUGGCAAGGGGUUUUGUACUGUGUUAUAACAAGGUAGAAAAGCAGACAGGCAAGCAAACACCUACCAAAUAGAGAAAGCAUGAGGUGCUGGGCUUACUUUAUAGCAGCCCACUCUCUGGAUAACUAAUACACCUCCUUGGUAAGGACAUCAAUCCAUUUUUGAGGGCCCCACCCUUCUGACUCAGUCACCUUUCAUUACGCUCCACCUCCCAUAACUGCAGCACUGGGGACUAAGAUUCAAAAGAGGCUUUGAGGGGACAAACACCCAAACCAUAGCAAGGUAAUUCGACCUGAGUAAGUAGCCUAAAACACAACAUGCCACAAGCCAUGGGGCAUAUCCUUCCUGUCUCUUGGGAUUCAGAGAAAAGCCAAUGCAGUUGGCACUGUGAGAAUGGGAAACAAAAAAGGAUUGGGGGGAAGGCUUGGCUGGAGCCAGCCUAAGAUGGCUGGGAGAGGCAAGAAAAAUGUGUCUGGAAGAAUGGUUGGGUUUUUAAUGUGUGGGAGGAGGCUUUUGUCCUUUUGCCUGGUAAAAGAAAGAAUGGAAGUGAGAGCCCCAUGCAUGUGCACUUCUUCUGUAACUCACUGUAAAGUUGUAUCUCUAGAAAACAGGCCACGUGAUAGUCUGAGAAUAAAACCAAUUAAAUCAGGCCUUGAACUUGAACUUCCCAAA
This is a messenger RNA of Lemur catta (Ring-tailed lemur), 3396 nucleotides long. RefSeq names its product cytochrome P450 2J2. Gene Ontology annotation, molecular function: iron ion binding; heme binding; oxidoreductase activity, acting on paired donors, with incorporation or reduction of molecular oxygen, reduced flavin or flavoprotein as one donor, and incorporation of one atom of oxygen. The coding region runs from base 83 to 1579 and encodes 498 amino acids. Lineage: Eukaryota; Metazoa; Chordata; Mammalia; Primates; Lemuridae. Gene Ontology annotation, biological process: xenobiotic metabolic process. The transcript is spliced from 9 exons. The record is from RefSeq and is a predicted model, not a curated record. Gene Ontology annotation, cellular component: cytoplasm; intracellular membrane-bounded organelle.